UUCUCUCUCCUCCUACUCCUCCUCCUCCUCCUCUCAAGAUAUCGUGAGGUUUUAGGUUUUUAUAAAGUGGGUUUGUGGUUAUCUGAUUUACUGUUGGUGGUGUUCAUCUCUUCUUCUUCUUCUCCUUCUUCUUGUAUGUGGGUUUCGGAAGAAUUAAGAGGCAAUGCGAAGUAAUUGUCGAGGCUUGAGAUGAGCUACACGGAUGUUGUGGAAUUGUCAAGUGAUGAUGAGACGGAAGACCCAAAAGUGAAGUAUGUUAAACAGGAGAAAAAUCUACCAGGUGAUGUGCUGUUGAAGAAGCAGAUUAAAUCUGAAAAGUUUCCUCUGCAGAAUGGACAUGUGAAUUCUGUGAACGAGACUCAAAGUAGCUCUAGUGCCUUGAAUCAAGGGAAUCACAUGGCUAUUGGUGGCCCAACAUAUGCGUCUUCUUUGCCUCCUGCUCCACUUACUCGUCAAUUCUGGAAAGCUGGGACCUAUACGGACGAACGACCUUCUGAAUCUGCCACCCAAAAUGGGCAAAAUCAUUUGCGAGUUCAUCCCAAGUUUCUUCACUCAAAUGCUACUUCACACAACUGGGCUUUUGGUGCCGUUGCCGAGCUGCUUGACAAUGCUGUCGAUGAGAUUCAAAAUGGAGCUACCUUUGUCAUGGUAGAUAAAAUUCAAACGCCUCAUGAUGGAAGUCCAGCUUUGCUAAUCCAAGAUGAUGGAGGUGGUAUGGACCCUGAAGCAAUGCGACGCUGUAUGAGCUUUGGAUUCUCGGAUAAGAAAUCAAAUCUUGCCAUUGGACAAUAUGGAAAUGGGUUCAAGACAAGCACGAUGAGGCUUGGGGCAGAUGUGAUAGUAUUUAGCCGCCGCCAAGAGCAGAGGUCAUUUACUCAAAGUGUUGGUCUCCUUUCUUACACCUUUUUGAGACAAACAGGUCACGACAGAAUAGUUGUUCCUAUGGUGGAUUUUGAGUAUACCACAUCAAUUCGCAAAUUUAAAAACCUAUUACGUUCUACGGAGGAGCACUUUUCGCUCAAUCUUUCAAUGCUCCUGCAGUGGUCUCCUUAUAAAACAAAAACCGAGUUGAUGAAACAAUUCGAUGACAUAGGACAACAUGGCACAAAAGUUAUUAUCUACAAUCUCUGGUUCACCGAUGAUGGGGAAAUGGAACUUGAUUUUGAGGCGGAUGUGGAGGAUAUCCGAUUACCUGGAGCCCCAAAAGUGGCUAAACAAGGCAGUUUACAAGCUAUAGGCCAACAACAUAUCGCCAACCAGCUCCACUAUUCUCUUCGUGAGUACUUAUCUAUCCUAUAUCUGAGAGUACCUGAGCAUUUCAGAAUAAUUCUGCGUGGACAAGUUGUUAAACAUCACAAUAUUGCCGAUGAUCUUAAGCAUCCUGAGUUCAUCUUGUACAAACCUCAAAUAGGUCCAAAUUCGGAGGGUGUAGUAGUUACCACAAUAGGGUUCCUGAAGGAAGCUCCACAUGUGAACAUCCAUGGAUUCAGUGUUUACCAUAAAAACAGGCUUAUAAUGCCGUUUUGGCGUGUUCUCAGUCAGAACAACAGUAGGGGCAGGGGUGUAGUAGGUGUUCUGGAGGCAAAUUUUAUUGAACCUACUCACAACAAGCAAGAUUUUGAGAAGACUACAGUUUUUCAAAAGCUUGAAAUCCGUUUGAAAGAAAUGACCUUGGAGUAUUGGGAUUUCCAUUGUGGAUUAAUUGGGUAUCAACAACUCAGGAAGAAGCCUCAGACACCAAAGCUUCCGAAAGCAUCUAAUGAAAAAAUAUCUAACAAAAUGAGUCGAUUUCCUACAUAUGAUAGUUCAAGAGUAGGUUCUGAAGGUGGGCUCUUUCAAGAUCAUGCGAUAUCCCCAUCUGCAUUUUCAGGAGGAAGACAAACAAAUAGUAUUGCCAACGAUCAACUUGGCACAGAACCAGAACUAUCGACGAAGAGGAAGGAACAUGAUCACGUCAUAGAACCAGAAACCAGGAAAAGGCAGGCAAGCUCAGCAGAAAAUGCAACUGAUAGCCCACUCCAUUCAGAUAAACAGCUUGCUAAUAACACUCAAAAUGGGUUGCAAAGUGAAGAGGCCAGAAUCCUAAUUAAAGAAAACAAGAGGCUCCGUGAACAGUGCUUGGAGUUUGAGAAGAGCGAGGAAGAGCUUAAUUUCAAGGUAGAAGGUCUCAAAAAUGAACUAGAUAAAGUUGAGCUCGAGUACGAACAACUGUUGGCCGAAUCUAAACUGAUGGAUAUGUUAAAGGAGGAGAAAGUGUAAAUGGUAGUAGAAUUUUUUUGUUCAUUUGUAACUUGGGGUUAAAUUUUAGUUUAGAUCCGCGAUACGGAAGAAAAGAAGGAAAAGUCUCCUCAUGUUUGGAGAUCUCGUAUCAUACUUAGAUUAGGAACCCCUCCUUCACGGUUGGUACAUAGGCAGUUGGGUCUUUACUCACCAAAUUUUGUUCGUCUGUAAAUGUGAAUAUUACUAAAUAUACUGACAAUCGAAGAAAAGAAAAUAGUGUCAUUUUUAAAAAGCAGCUUCCCAAGGAACA
This is a messenger RNA of Papaver somniferum (opium poppy), 2530 nucleotides long. RefSeq names its product protein MICRORCHIDIA 6-like. The coding region runs from base 190 to 2259 and encodes 689 amino acids. The transcript has 21 exons. Lineage: Eukaryota; Viridiplantae; Streptophyta; Magnoliopsida; Ranunculales; Papaveraceae. Gene Ontology annotation, cellular component: nucleus. The record is from RefSeq and is a predicted model, not a curated record. Gene Ontology annotation, molecular function: ATP hydrolysis activity.